Messenger RNA from Cucumis melo (muskmelon), 1137 nucleotides. RefSeq names its product hydroxyproline O-galactosyltransferase GALT3. Gene Ontology annotation, molecular function: hexosyltransferase activity. The record is from RefSeq and is a predicted model, not a curated record. NCBI's taxonomy places the organism in Eukaryota, Viridiplantae, Streptophyta, Magnoliopsida, Cucurbitales, Cucurbitaceae. The transcript has a single exon. Gene Ontology annotation, cellular component: Golgi membrane. The coding region runs from base 50 to 1054 and encodes 334 amino acids.
UCUUCCUUCGUCUCCUUCUUCUUAAUAAUUACAUUCUUCGAUUCCCAGAAUGCUAAAUUCAUUUCCCUCUUUACAUUUCUUUCAAAUGGAAGUUACCAAAUCCCCCAACAAGUCCAACCGACGUCGUUUUGUUCUCCCUUCAAUCUUCUUCAUCCUUUUCCUCUGCGUUUUAGCCUCCAUUAACGAAGCUCGUUUCGACGCCCUUUUGAAGUUCGGCCGAUGCUCCGUCGCCGCUGCCACUACUUCCUUUGACUCCUCUCUUGUAAAUUCUUCCUCUGUUUCCAACGACACCGAUAUCCGUAUUCUCAUCGGCAUUCUCACUCUUCCCGAUCAGUACAAUCGCCGUCACUUCCUCCGCUUAAUUUACGGCACGCAAUCCUUUUCCGGCGCUAAAAUCGACGUGAAAUUCGUCUUCUGCAAUUUAACAAAAGAGGAUCAGAAAAUUCUCGUCGCCUUGGAAAUUAUGCGGUACGACGACAUUAUAAUCCUCAAUUGCAAAGAGAAUAUGAAUAAAGGCAAAACCUACACCUACUUCUCCAGUCUACCGGAGAUCUUCAACAACAGCGACGACGGCGGUUCUUAUCCGCCGUAUCACUAUGUGAUGAAAGCCGACGACGAUACCUACAUUAGACUAAACAGCUUGGUGGAAUCGCUCCGGCCACUUCCGAGAGAAGAUCUGUACUACGGAUAUGUAAUUCCUUGUCCGAGUAUGGAUCCAUUCGUUCAUUACAUGUCGGGAAUGGGAUAUUUGAUAUCUUGGGAUUUGGCUGAGUGGAUCAGAGAAUCGGAGGUUCCGAAGAAGCAUUUGGAAGGGCCAGAGGACAAAGUAUUUGGGGACUGGCUUAGAGAGGGGCGGCGUGCGAAGAAUCGGUUCAAUGCGAAGUGGUCGAUGUACAAUUAUCCGGAGCCGUGGACGGGAUGUACUCACGAGCUUUGGCCGGAGACAAUCGCCGUUCAUCUGUUGAAGAAUCAGGAGAAAUGGAUUCGUACAUUGACGUAUUUCAAUGUCACAGCGAAUUUGAAGGAAUCGAAACUAUACCAUAUUGAUGCAUAGGUGAUUCUUCAUAUGGAUUAAAUAAGUUUUGUUUUUCAUUUUUUGGUUAAUUCUUUUCAAAUUAUACACAAGAAGAUUCUUCA